Salvia hispanica is the source of this 2431-nucleotide messenger RNA. The record is from RefSeq and is a predicted model, not a curated record. NCBI's taxonomy places the organism in Eukaryota, Viridiplantae, Streptophyta, Magnoliopsida, Lamiales, Lamiaceae.
GAAAAAUUCAAGCUAACCCCAAAACCCAUUUAGUUCGAGAUUACAGCCAGUCAGCCACCAUUCAUGGCGGUGGCCGGUCAAUAGACCCAUUUAACUUCAAUACACUAUUCGUGGAGCUAGAAACCACACCUGUGCUUGUGAUUCUGCUCUCUCCCUUUCCUAAUUCUCCACCCUAAAUUCGACCGAAAUUCUUGUGCAAGGGCUUCCACAUUUCCAGCAGAAAUGCUUCAGCUGUUCCUUUGCCAGCCUGCCUGGGACCAUGACACCAGGAAUGAUGAAUAUAGUAAGCAGAGAAUAUCACUUCUUGAUGAAUUAGAACAAUCAAUCUGGUCAUUUAUUUCAUCAGGAAGCCGAUCAGAAGCCCGGCUGUGGCUUUGUAACACAAUAUCAAGCAUAAACUCCAUCCGGCCCCGCCAUCAACGAGACUUGUUUCUGAGCCUACUGAGAUCUAAGCCAAUCAAGAGGAACUUAGCAUCACAACUUCUGCAAUUGAUCUUUCAGAAGCAACCACAAAAGGUGGGGCCUAUAAUAGCAAGGAAAAGCUGCAAGCUGGAGAAUUUUUUUAAAGGAAAUUCUAGGCGCAUCCUACAGUGGUUCUCUAAUUUUGCUGGUACUAGUGGCUCUGAUCAUGGACAAGGUGCUAAAGCAUUAUCCCAGUUUGCUUUUGUAAACCGAGAUAUUUGUUGGGAGGAGCUGGAGUGGAAAGGUAAACAUGGGCAGAGUCCUGCCAUGGUUGCAACAAAGCCCCAUUAUUUCCUUGAUUUAGAUGUUCUGCGAACUGUUGAUAAUUUUCUAGAGUAUGUACCUGAAUUCUGGUCAUCCCGUGAGUUCUCUGAGUCGUUAAAGGAUGGUAGCAUUUUGCUAAUUGAUACACAAUAUUUUGUUGACUUGUUUACUGACCUGAUGUAUGAAGAGGACCUAGAAGAAGUUUGGGAAGUUAUUGAUGAAUUCCUCAUGGAGCAAUCUUUCUCAUUCUUAUGCCAUCACCUUCUGAUCAUUCUCGAAGAGCAAGAUUUGUGUCAUUUCCUGGAUCUGGUACCGAAAUAUCUUAGACAAAAAUCAGAAAUAGUUGGGCUUGGCAGUGCAUCUGAAUGGUUUGAAGCGAUACUUUCAAAAUACAGUGCUUCUACUACCAUAGAUCAGCUACUUCUGCUUAUUGCUGUGACUAGUCAAGGUCGCCAUCUCCUGCGGCUUGUUCAGGAAGAAGGUAGCGAGGAACAAAAACAAAAGAUAAAGGAUGUGGUUUCUCAGCUUUGUGAACUGUCAAAUCAUGCCAAUGAUUUGGAAGCAAUAUUGAAAGAAGGCCUAAAUAGCAACCCCUUAGUCGUCAUAAAAAGGUUGGGUGUGCAGUCCUGGGCAAUAUAUUAUUGGCUAUCACGAGAAUUUCACAAGACUGAAUCCUGGGAGUCUUUGUUUGUCAGCAAUGGAAUAAAAUUUCGCCAGUCUGACAAGUAUGCUAUGCUACAUGAUGAUGACUUUCCCGAAGAUGGAUCAGAUUAUGAUAGAGGAUCUAGAGUAAGCCUCAAGCGCAAGAAGCAUAGAAAACACAAAAGAAGACAUCGAAAUAUCAAUCCUACUGAAGAUUAUGAAGAUGAGUUGGUUGGACAUGAUAUAUUGAAUAACAGGCUAGAUCUGCAAUCCAAGGUGGGUGAUUGGUUGCUCUCAACUGAUGGCUAUUCUUCUGUAUGGAGCAGUGUGGAUCUGCCAGAGCAUCUUUCAAGGCAUUGCUUUAUUGUGUGGCUGAAGUGGAUGUUUGCCAAGAGCGAGAUGGUGCCUUAAUUUUUUGGUCUAGGACUAUUGGGCAAAUUUCUAGUGGAAAUAUCAUUAUAUUUCCCUUUUGGCAGAGAGAGCUCUUCGUUAAAAUGUUUCAAGGACCACAUAUGGUUUUAGCAGUGAAGUUGCACUACCGCAUGAAACAGGAAAGCAGUAGAAACCUAUUUGUCUUGUCCAGUGUAUUGAAAGUCAGGAGCAUUUGCAUUGACCGCAGAAAUGUCCAGCAAUGAGAACUUAAAAGAACAAGCCCCAUUUGGCUCCUGCGCCGAUCAAUGAUUUGCCAGUAGCUGCUUCUUGAAAGUGAGAGUUGAAGUAUGUGCUCGUCUUCUCUAUCCCAUAUUGGAUAAGUGUUUUUACUCUCUUUGGGAAGUGGGGUUUUAUGCUCACGUGCUUGAGACAAAAAAAGUUAUGGUGGCCAUUUCGUUGGGCCUGUGUACAUUUGAAGUUCUCUUAGUUAUAAAUUCAUUGACAAAUAUUUCCCAAUGAAAUUAUUCUGAAUGUUUCUUGAUGUAUGAGUUGCACCUUAUUUGUCUCUGUCUUUGGGAAUUGGGAUCCUAAAUCCAAUUCCAAUGAUGCUCCAGAAUAGGUAAAAAACUCUGUUAUGCCACCCAUUAUUUUUGUUCUUUUACUGAGUUUGAUAGAGUAUAAUUGUUCAACA